AUGCCCUCACGCACACCCUCACCCGCUCCCCGUGGCCGUUCCCGCGCACGCUCACGUUCACGCACACCAUACUCCAGCGCAUCACGCUACAGCCGUUCUCCGCGCCGUUCAAUCUCUCCCCGUUCUAGAUCUAGAUCUGCAGGUAGAAGUCGGAGUAGGAGUCGAGGAAGUGCAGCUGGUGCUGGGAGGGCUGGAGGCGCGAGAUUUAAGAGUGAGAGUCGGGGGAGGAGUUUAAGUCCUAGGGGUCGUAGUAAGAGUCGAAGCAGAAGUCGGGAGAGAAGUGAGAGUGCUGGGGCUGGAGCAAGAAGUACUAAGGUCGUAAUCGAAAAACUCACCAAAAAUGUCACUGAAGAUCAUCUUCGUGAAAUAUUCGGCAGUUAUGGCGAGAUCAAAGAUUUGGAUAUGCCUAUGAACAGAAGUUUCAACACCAAUCGCGGUACCGCCUAUAUUCUCUACGUUUCUGCGUCAUCUGCCGAAUCAGCCAUAGCCCAUAUGCACGAAUCGCAACUCGAUGGUGCCAUGAUAAAUGUAUCAAUCGUCUUACCCCGCCGCAAGUUUAGUCCACAACCACCCAUGGCUCGUCGUGGAGUAAAUAUCGACCCAAGAAUCCCACUUGGUAGCGGUAGGAGUUCUCGCGGCGGUUUCGAUUCUAGAGGUGGUGGAGGUGGAAUGGGUGGCGGUGGAAGAAUGAUGGACAGGGAAAGAGAGAGGGGUGGUGAUACUUAUAGACCUGGUGAGAGAGACCGCGAGAGAUCGAGAAGCCCUCGGAGGCAUAGAACGAGAAGUCGGAGUUUGAGUAGUCGAUCACGGUCGAGAUCUCCGAGGAGAGACAGGGGAAGAGAUAGGAGGGAUGGUUUUAGAGGUCGCGGAGGCCGAGGUGGAAGGGACAGGGAUGGAAGUAGAGAUGGGAGGAGAAAGAGGAGCCCCAGUUAUAGUAGCUAUAGUAGCUUCGACGACAGGAGUAGAAGUAGGAGCCGAGGUCGAGGAGGAGGUGGUGGUGGUGGUGGUGGAAGGGGGAGACGCUAA
Sclerotinia borealis F-4128 is the source of this 1026-nucleotide messenger RNA. The record is from the annotation of a GenBank genome assembly. NCBI's taxonomy places the organism in Eukaryota, Fungi, Ascomycota, Leotiomycetes, Helotiales, Sclerotiniaceae.